UCUGGAACUCUUGCGUCUUCGGGAACCCUUGGAGCCUCUGAAGCUGCAGCUAACUCUUCCUUGACGAAUUCAAGAGCAGGUCUGUACAAAGGAAACUGCUUCAGGAUCAAUCACUUUCCAGAGGACAACGACUACGACCAUGACAGCUCCGAAUAUUUGCUGCGUAUUGUUCGCGCCUCCAGUGUCUUCCCAAUCAUCAGCACCAUCUUACUGCUUCUGGGAGGACUGUGUGUUGGGGCAGGACGCAUCUAUAACCGGAGGAAUAACAUCAUCCUGAGCGCCGGAAUACUCUUCGUGGCAGCCGGUCUAAGCAACAUCAUUGGGAUCAUCGUCUAUAUAUCCAGCAAUGCCGGGGACCCAAGUGACAAAAAGGAUGAGGAUAAGAAGAACCUCUACAGCUACGGGUGGUCCUUCUAUUUUGGGGCGCUGUCCUUUAUCGUAGCAGAAUCCAUAGGGGUCCUGGCCGUAAAUAUCUAUAUAGAACGGAACAAAGAGAUCAGAUUUAAGUCCAAGAGGGAAUUCAUCCGGAGCUCCAUUUCCCCGUAUGCCAGGAUGCCAAGCUACAGGUAUCGGAGGAGACGCUCCCGCUCCAGCUCUAGGUCUACUGAGGCGUCUCCGUCCCGGGAAGUGUCUCCAGCCACCAUCAAAUAUGCCAGCACCAUCCCCAUGGCGGACAUAUCAAUGUACACUCUUACCAGGGAACCCCUGAAGAUCACCACAGCGGCUAGCUUUAACCCGGAUCAGGACGCUAACUUCAUGCAGGUCCACAACUGCUUCCAGAAAGAACUGAAGGAAGGGCUGCAGAUCAGCAUGGUCAACCGGAGGACCACCCCAGUGUGACCAUGGAUAUAACCUGUGGGUUGGGGGGGGGGGGGGGUGAGAGGAUAGCCAUGGUGGGUGGGCCAUGAGGCAGCUAUACAUGGAUGAUGACAGAGGGAGAUUGGAUUUCACAUACAUGAUGUACGAAGUGGCACAACCAUGGGGUAGACAAUCGCCCCACACUGUGUAACAUUCUACCUCCCCCCCCCCCCCCCCCCCCCCAACUAUACCGUAUUGCACUUGGGUCAGAUGUAAGCAGGGAAGGUCCAGGAGGAGCAAAAGCCUGUGGAAAUUUCCUAUGGUACCCAGAAAAAAGGAAAAGAAAUCUCAAAAGGAAAAAGUGGUGCCACCAUGGGGUAGAGGAUCAGACCACACCUCUUCUGUGUAACAUUUCCCCCUAACUAUACAUUAUUGCACUUGGUUUUUUAGGUCAUAUAUAGGCAGGGAAAGUCCAGGAGGAGCAAAAACGGUCAGAAGUUUCCUAACAUUUCCAAAAGAAUAAAGCGUUUGUAUCGAGAACCCCAAAAUUACAUGGAAAAUAAUGGUCCAUGUUAUCCAGGAAAGGAUAGCCAUGGUGGGUGGAGCAUGAAUCCAUUAUAUGUACAUGAUUAUACAAUACACCAUAUAUCUUCUGUAUAAAGCAAAGGGGAAAAAGUGGCACCGCGAUGGGAUAAACGAUCGCCCCACACCUCUUCUGUGUAACGGUUUACCCUUUCCCCCCCCACACCAGGCCAGGUAUAGGCAGGGAAGGUCCAGGAGGAACAAGAACAGGUGAAAAUUUUCUAAAUCCCCCUAAAUCAGGCAUAGGCAACCUUGGGCACUGCAGAUGUUUUGGACUACAUGUCCCAUGAUGCUUUGGAAGCAUUUUGGCUGUAAAAGCAUCAUGGAAGAUGUAGUCCACAACAUCUGCAGUGUCGAAGGUUGCCCAUGCCUGCCCUAAAUUGUUCUGCUAAAUGAGUGAUUUGUAACGAAAAACCCCAAAAACUUCAGGUCAGAUAUGGAGAAUUUAUUUAUGUCUUAAAGGCCUUUUAUUAUUAUUGGAUGAGCGUCUGGUGAGACACUGGAAGUCUGGCAAGAAGGUGGCACCGACCCUCCACGUUGCGUACAAAACUGUUGUAGGGGCAAAAUGUCUACAGGAAAGGGUGUGAAUAGUUUUGCAGCCGUGUUUUUUUAUCCUGUACAGGUCACGUUAGAUGGUCACAUGAUCCACUAGAAUCAACGAUAAUGCAGAUGGAGAGACACAGCUUUGAACGGGAGCUGCAUGCACACAACGAGAGAUCACUUCAUUUCAGCUAAAUGUGAACUUAAGUAUUCAUACCCCUUCAAGUCAUCUUCAUUCUUCAUGAUUGGAGAACAGACCACUAUUGAUGCUUUACCUGCAGCCUCCAGACCCUGGUAUUCAGGAUUACAGAACCAUUGCAAAGUGUCACCACGACUAUCAGUGUCACCCUAAAAUAAGCCCCUCACCUGGUAGGGCUCUCAUGGGCAUGACUGACAUGUUGGCCGUGACCCUACAAGGUUGGAGGAACUACCCGUAUGGUUAACUAAUACUUCAAUAGGUAUCAGGCCGGGGGUUUUAUAGUGGUCCGGCGUCCCGUCCAUGCCUUAAAGGGGUACUCAUCCCCAAAACUUCUUAUCCCCUAUCCAAAGGAUAGGGGAUAAGAUGUCUGAUUGCAGGGGUCCCACCACUGGGACCCCCUGCGCUCUCCGUGCAGCACCUGGCGUUAUAAACAAUGGGGUUUUAUUUACUAACGUCAUCCCGACUCUUUUUUGUCGUGUUUCGCGCCCAAAUUGUGUCGCACGUCCCUUGCAACACAAUUUGCGACCAAAAAAAAAAAAAAAAAAUCCUCCAUUUUACAAGAAAAAUCCUAAAGGGGGGGCGUGGCCGUGGUCCCGACAAAAGGGGUGUGGCCCCGCCAGUUUUGAAAAAUCCCAACAUAUUUACUAAGGUUUCCACAGAAAAUGUGGUGGAUUUAAGCUGAGGAGAACCGGACAGAUCAGAACAGGUGUAAAAAAAAGCAAAACGUAGGGAAAAGUGCAAAAUGUAGGGAAACCUUAGUAAAUACCGUGGAAAAUACCUGUCGGGAAUCAAAACCCACAAAGAAACCUACACAACACUCUUAGUAAAUAAACCCCAAUAUGUUUAAAAUGAUGGGUUCUUGCAGCGGGGGUCGUGAUGUCACACCACGCCCCCUCCAUUCAUGUCUAUGGGAGGGGGCGUGACGGCCAGAUUUUGGAUCCUCACCACCCAACCAACUCCAGGGUCUCCAUCAUCAGUGUUAGCCAGAUGAUGGGUUUGGACCAACAAUGAGAAGUUUUGCUUGUGAAACUCAGGAACCCCACCACCACCACCCUAGGUCAUGUGAUACUUUGUAGCCUCCAUUUGGUAGAUACGUCCUACACUGUGAUUUUCUAAAAACUUAGUGAAACGAUUAAAAGUGGCUGUGAAACCCCAGAAGUGUCCUCCAUGAUGUUCUAGAUCUAUGGGACACCCCAGACGUGUCCAGCAUGAUGUCCUAGAUCUAUAGGACACCCCAGACGUGUCCAGAAUGAUGCCCUAGAUCUAUAGGACACCCCAGACGUGUCCUCCAUGAUGUUCUAGAUCUAUGGGACACCCCAGACGUGUCCAGCAUGAUGUCCUAGAUCUAUAGGACACCCCAGACGUGUCC
Messenger RNA from Hyla sarda, 3488 nucleotides. RefSeq names its product calcium voltage-gated channel auxiliary subunit gamma 4 (gene CACNG4). Gene Ontology annotation, molecular function: voltage-gated calcium channel activity; channel regulator activity. The record is from RefSeq and is a predicted model, not a curated record. Gene Ontology annotation, biological process: neurotransmitter receptor internalization; calcium ion transmembrane transport; regulation of AMPA receptor activity. Gene Ontology annotation, cellular component: AMPA glutamate receptor complex; voltage-gated calcium channel complex; postsynaptic density membrane. Lineage: Eukaryota; Metazoa; Chordata; Amphibia; Anura; Hylidae.